GCCCUCCGGUGCCUCCGGCGAUCGCCGCCCCUCGCCGGAGAAUCCCCGCCGCUCGCCGGAAUAUUCCCCUCCUUGUCGUCCGCCGCGGCCGCUUCCGUUGCGGCGUGGGAGGAUCAGAUUUAACAUCGGAUUUGGAGCUUGCAAAGCCUGAAGAUAGGAGGGCACAAACCAAGCGUGCCAAUGGCAUAUUUUGGAUACUUCUCCUUAAUCUCGGUAUUUAUGUUGCUGAUCACUUGUUUCAGGUUCAUCAGGUGAAAAUGCUGUAUCUGUACCAUUCUUGGCCUCUUUGGUACCAGUUUAUCACUGCAACAUUCUGCCAUGCUAAUUGGAACCAUCUUUCCAGCAAUCUAUUCUUUUUGUACAUCUUUGGAAAGCUUGUUGAGGAGGAGGAGGGUAAUCUUGCAUUGUGGAUCUCUUACAUCCUGACCGGUGCUGGCGCGAACUUGGUUUCAUGGUUAAUACUCCCAAGAUCUGCCGUGUCAGUUGGAGCAUCCGGUGCUGUCUUUGGUCUUUUCGCAAUAAGUAUUCUUGUGAAGAUGUCCUGGGACUGGAGGAAGAUUAUUGAGGUUCUCAUUCUUGGUCAGUUUGUUAUUGAUAAGGUGAUGGAGGCGGCACAAGCUUCAGCAGGGUUAGCUGGUCCAUUGGCGACGGGGUCUUCGUUCCAAACCGUUAAUCACAUCGCGCACCUCUCUGGUGCUCUGAUCGGCGCCGCUUUAGUGCUUCUAAUCAGCCGGAUCCCUUCUCACCCGCCCGGCUCGGAUUCCAAGGCCUCGAAAGCAAAGGACAAAAGAACUUGAUUCGGUGUUCCGUUACUACUCUCCGACCUCGAGAACAUCGUGCGAUACAAACACGCUUCUGUGCAUAAACGCAUGCGGCCCAGAAUCAAGAUUCAACACUCCUAGUUCCUCCCACACUUCUUGCUCUCACCCUUUUCGGUGUUCCAGCACACCGAUACCGUCGAGGAGAUGUAAUUGAGGGAGAAAAAGGAUAGAUGAAAAAGUAAGGAUAUUUUCUGUACAUAGUAUAAACUAUGCGGAGUCAAAUUGAUACAGACAAGUGCUGUUAAGAUUAAGGAUUUUUUUUGUUUUUUUUUUGAUGUUUGGAAGUCUGGAAGUCUGUAUCGAUUUUGGGUUGCUUGUAUCAUCAGUAAACGAUUUCGUGAGUGAUUUGUUCUGAAAGUGAUUUCAAGUUCGGCGGUGUUAAAUGAAUAAUCAAAAUUUUCCAAUUGAAA
Molecule: messenger RNA, 1231 nt
Organism: Ananas comosus (pineapple)
Lineage: Eukaryota; Viridiplantae; Streptophyta; Magnoliopsida; Poales; Bromeliaceae
Product: rhomboid-like protein 11, chloroplastic
Cellular component (GO): membrane
Molecular function (GO): serine-type endopeptidase activity
Source: RefSeq, a predicted model, not a curated record